CUCCACUCCCACUCCAGACUCCACGCAGGCCGACAGGCGUCCGCACCUCGGCUCCGGUUCGAUCCCCACCCGUCGCCGUCGGCCGGCGUCCUGAUUCCUGCCUGAGUAAGGGCGGUACAGAGCGGAGCAAGCGCGCCAAUGGCAGCAGGGCGGCGGCCGGGGGCGAAGCCCAGGGGCGGUAGCGGCGGCGCGGGGAGGAGGAGGAGCGCGUGGAUGGCGGAGGACGGGAGCAAGCGCUGGGGGGAGGCCUUCUUCCUGCUCUACACGCCCUUCUGGCUCACGCUCUGCCUCGGCGUCGUCGUCCCCUUCAAGCUCUACGAGAGGUUCACGGAGCUGGAGUACCUGAUCCUUGGCUUGGUGUCCACGGUGCCGGCGUUCGUCAUCCCACUCUUCCUCGUAGGGAAGGCAGAUAGUGUUAGAAAUUUGAAAGAUCGAUACUGGGUCAAGGCUAAUAUUUGGAUUAUAAUUUUUAGCUAUGUCGGUAACUACUUCUGGACACAUUACUUCUUCACAGUUCUUGGCGCGUCAUAUACUUUUCCAUCAUGGAGGAUGAAUAAUGUACCCCAUACGACGUUUCUCCUGACCCAUGCUUGUUUCCUGUUCUAUCAUAUGGCAUCAAAUAUGACACUCCGUAGAUUACGUCACUCUACAGCUAACUUACCACAGUCUAUUCGCUGGUUAUUUGAAGCUGCAUGGAUUUUAGCACUGUCAUACUUCAUAGCGUACCUGGAGACCCUAGCCAUUGCAAAUUUCCCAUACUAUGAAUUCGUUGACCGGGAUAUAAUGUACAAAGUAGGUUCUUUGUUCUAUGCAAUAUACUUCAUCGUCAGCUUCCCAAUGUUUUCAAGGAUUGACGAGAAAGAUGAGAAGUGGAACCUGUCCAGGGUGGCUGUUGACUCUCUGGGCGCAGCGAUGCUCGUCACGAUAAUACUGGACCUAUGGCGCAUAUUCUUGGGGCCAAUAGUUCCCAUCCCAGAGUCGAGGCAUUGUGGUGGUCAGCCAGGGCUCGCAUGGUUCCAACAAGUGCAGAACGAAAGCACCUGAUUCAGCGAAGCUGCUGAGAUCUGCGUUUCAACAUCAUCCAUCAUCUAAGCAUUCAUCAUGACUGAUAAGAAAUCUGCCUCUGCUGCACGAAAGAGAUGAUGACAUUGACAUGGUGUGCCCUAAAGAAAAAAAUGAUGACAUGAUGUGUAACUAACUAUACAGCGGCUGUUACUGCGUGUCGUGAAGACUGAAGAUGUGCCUGUUUGUCUUGUAUGUUUUUGUAUCAUGUUCAUGACAUGCUCGUAGUACUGUGUUGAUUUUUUUUUUUGAAGGCUGCAUAGCAACUGUGUUAAUAAAGUUUUCUGCAGAGUAAUCAUGUAGUACAAAGGUAGUUUUGUAUCACUGUGCUCGUUAACAAUGUUGUAGAAAGGAGACUGAUUGAGUGAUUG
Sorghum bicolor (sorghum) is the source of this 1433-nucleotide messenger RNA. Its product is annotated as cycloeucalenol cycloisomerase. The record is from RefSeq and is a predicted model, not a curated record. The coding region runs from base 139 to 1044 and encodes 301 amino acids. NCBI's taxonomy places the organism in Eukaryota, Viridiplantae, Streptophyta, Magnoliopsida, Poales, Poaceae. The transcript has 8 exons. Gene Ontology annotation, molecular function: cycloeucalenol cycloisomerase activity.